Molecule: messenger RNA, 2295 nt
Organism: Paecilomyces variotii
Lineage: Eukaryota; Fungi; Ascomycota; Eurotiomycetes; Eurotiales; Thermoascaceae
Product: Cullin-1
Exons: 6
Coding region: 1-2295 (764 amino acids)
Biological process (GO): SCF-dependent proteasomal ubiquitin-dependent protein catabolic process; protein ubiquitination
Cellular component (GO): SCF ubiquitin ligase complex
Molecular function (GO): ubiquitin protein ligase binding
Source: RefSeq, a predicted model, not a curated record
AUGCCGCCGGUGAUGCCCCCGACCCCUCACAAGGAUGACCUCGAGGAAACGUGGACAUUCUUGGAGAGAGGGAUCGACAGCGUCAUGCUGAAACUGGAGGAUGGCAUCGAUAUGAAGACGUAUAUGGCUCUUUACACUGCCGUCCACAAUUUCUGCACAUCACAAAAGGCUGUAGGCAGCAGCCAAGGUCUGCAGGCACAUAGAGGGGCGCAUCUGCUCGGUGAAGAAUUGUAUAACCUUCUAGGCCAGUAUCUGACGCGCCAUCUCGAUACCGUGUUCAAGGCCUCCGAGACGCAUGCGGAAGAGGCUCUUCUGGGCUUCUACAUUCGGGAAUGGGCCCGAUAUACGACGGCAGCCAAGUACAUCAACCACAUUUUCAAGUAUCUCAACCGGCACUGGGUAAAACGGGAGAUCGAUGAGGGAAAGAAGAACAUCUACGAUGUCUACACGUUACACCUGGUCAAGUGGAAGGAGGACUUCUUCAAGAAGGUGCAGGAGAAGGUGAUGGAGGCUGUUUUGAAUCUGAUCGAGAGGCAGCGUAAUGGCGAAACGAUUGAGCAAUCUCAGAUCAAGAACAUUGUCGAUUCCUUUGUAUCGCUGGGUCUGGACGAAAACGAUAGUUCCAAGUCGACGCUGGAAGUCUACAGGUACUACUUCGAGAGACCCUUCAUCGCGGCCACCCGGGUGUACUACGAGAACGAGUCGCGGCGUUUUGUGGCGGAGAACAGCGUGGUGGAAUACAUGAAGAAGGCAGAAGCUCGCCUGGAGGAAGAGAAGGCCCGUGUCGGACUAUACUUGCACCCAGAUAUUACCAAGCGCCUGACGGAUACCUGCUUGGAUGUUUUGGUGACGGCUCACUCGGGGUUGCUGCGGGAUGAGUUCCAGGUUCUGCUGGAUAAUGAACGACAGGAUGAUCUCGCUCGGAUGUACAGGCUGCUGUCGCGGAUAAAGGAUGGUCUGGACCCUCUGCGGACCAAGUUUGAAACGCAUGUCCGCAAGGCCGGUUUGGCGGCUGUGGAGAAGGUUGCAUCGGAGGGAGAGAACUUCGAGCCCAAGAUGUAUGUGGAUGCGCUCCUGCAGGUCCACACCCGUUACUCCAACCUGGUCGCUGCGGCCUUCGCAGGCGAGUCCGAGUUCGUACGAUCCCUGGACAAUGCCUGCCGCGAGUUCGUCAACCGCAACAAGAUCUGCAAGUCGAGCUCGACAAAGUCCCCCGAGCUACUGGCUCGUUACACAGACUCGCUUCUCAAGAAGGGUAGCAAGGCUGUCGAGGAGUCGGAACUGGAAGAAAUGCUGGUCCAGAUUAUGACUGUCUUCAAGUACAUCGAGGACAAGGAUGUCUUUCAGAAAUUCUACUCGAAGAUGCUGGCCAAGCGUCUGGUUCACGUGAGCUCUGUGUCAGACGAUGCGGAGACGAGCAUGAUCAGCAAACUGAAGGAAGCAUGCGGUUUCGAAUACACGAACAAGCUGCAGCGUAUGUUCCAGGAUAUUCAGAUCUCCAAGGAUCUGAACGCCAGCUACAGGGACUGGCAGGAUAAGGUCCUGGAUGAAGAGGACCGGAAGAAGUCAAUCGAUCCCCAUUUCCAGAUUCUUGGUACUGGUUUCUGGCCUCUGAAUCCCCCUUCUACCGACUUUAUGGCACCACCCGAAAUUGUCAAGACGGCAGAACGGUUCCAGAGCUUCUAUUUCGAUAAGCACAGCGGUCGUAAGCUGACCUGGCUGUGGCAGCUGUGCAAGGGUGAGAUUAAGGCAAACUAUAUCAAGAACACCAAGGUGCCAUACACCUUCCAGGUUUCCACCUUCCAGAUGGGUAUCCUUCUUCUCUACAACGAGCACGACACCCUGGAGUUCUCGGAGAUCCAGAAGGCGACUGCCCUGUCUAAUGAGAUUCUGGAACCUAACCUGAGCAUUCUGCUCAAGGCCAAGGUGCUCCUACCAUCUCCUGAAGGCGCAAAGCCUGGGCCAGGCACCUCGUUCUCCCUGAACUACAACUUUAAGAACAAGAAGAUCAAGGUCAAUCUGAACAUUCAGAUCAAGUCCGAGCAGAAGCAUGAGUCAGACGAUACCCACAAGACGAUAGAGGAGGACCGCAAGUUGUUGCUUCAGUCCGCAAUCGUGCGUAUUAUGAAGUCCCGAAAGAAGAUGAAGCAUGUCCAACUGGUCCAGGAGGUCAUCCAGCAGGUCAAGGCCCGUUUCCCACCAAAGGUGCCCGAUAUCAAGAAGAACAUCGAGGCACUCAUGGAGAAAGACUACAUUGAGCGAUUGGAUGGGGAUGAGCUGGCCUACAUUGCCUGA